AUGCGCACUAUCCUUCACCACCACCCUGUUAUCCUACGCACUUUCCCUUCCAUGGCAUCUUCUUCCCUCGCUCUCCCUUCGGUUUCUCUCAAAACCCUCUCUUUCACUUCCACUGAUGCUUUUAAUAAAGGAAUUCAAGGAUUCAGUCUUAAAAAUGGCAACCGAUCUAGGGUUUUUAUGAGCUUGUCAGCCGGAUCUCAAAGUCAAACUGUUGUUGUUGAUGAUACUUUGUUUCUCGAUUAUAAGCCUACAUCUGCUUUUUUGUUUCCUGGUCAGGGUGCACAAGCUGUUGGAAUGGGAAAGGAGGCUCAAAGUGUGUCAGCUGCUGCUGAUUUGUACAAAAAAGCCAAUGAUAUAUUGGGGUAUGAUCUUAUAGAACUCUGCACCAGUGGUCCAAAAGAGAAGCUGGAUUCGACUGUUAUAAGCCAGCCUGCUAUUUAUGUCACAAGUCUAGCUGCAGUUGAGAUGCUCCGAGCUCGGGAUGGAGGCCAGCAGAUAAUUGACUCUGUUGAUGUUACAUGUGGUCUCAGCUUGGGAGAAUAUACUGCUCUAGCAUUUGCAGGAGCCUUCAGCUUCGAAGAUGGACUGAAACUGGUCAAACUAAGGGGCGAAGCUAUGCAGGAAGCUGCUGAUGCUGCUAAAAGUGCGAUGGUCAGUGUUAUAGGAUUGGACUCUGAUAAAGUUCAACAGUUGUGUGAUGCAGCCAAUCAAGAGGUUGAUGUAGCUGAUAAAGUUCAGAUUGCAAAUUACCUAUGUCCUGGUAAUUAUGCUGUAUCUGGAGGCGUGAAGGGAGUAGAAGCGGUAGAAGCUAAAGCGAAAUCUUUCAAAGCUCGAAUGACUGUGCGUUUAGCGGUCGCUGGUGCUUUCCAUACAAGUUUCAUGGAACCAGCUGUCUCAAGAUUGGAAGCUGCAUUGGCUGCCACUGAAAUCAGACAGCCAAGAAUACCAGUUAUAUCUAAUGUUGAUGCACAACCACAUGCAGAUCCUGCCACAAUUAAGAAAAUUUUGGCUCGCCAAGUGACUUCUCCUGUUCAAUGGGAAACAACAGUGAAGACUCUCCUAACCAAAGGACUGAAGAAGAGUUAUGAAUUAGGACCUGGAAAGGUUAUUGCUGGCAUUGUCAAGAGAAUGGACAAGAAAGCUGAAAUAGAGAAUAUAGGUGCAUGA
Messenger RNA from Dovyalis caffra, 1167 nucleotides. The record is from the annotation of a GenBank genome assembly. Lineage: Eukaryota; Viridiplantae; Streptophyta; Magnoliopsida; Malpighiales; Salicaceae.